AUGAAAUUUGGAUCCUGGAAUGUGAGGGGGUUAAACAACCCUGCAAAGCGUAGAUUGGUUAAGGAUUGUUUGAAGUUUGCUAAAGUAGAUCUGGUGGGUCUUCAAGAGACCAAACUCAACUCUUCUAGAGUCAGUUUUCUUAGAUCCCUGGGAAGUAGUUCUAUCUCCUCUUGGAUCUCUCUAGAUGCAUCAGAGUCCAGGGGAGGGGUUCUUCUAGGUUGGAAUGAUAAUAUUUUCUCUUGCUCCUCCUCAUCAGUUGACAUCUUCUCUGUUGCAGCUAUUCUUACUCAUUCCCCUUCAAAUUGGACCUUUGCAGUCACCUCAGUUUAUGCUCCUUGUGACCCCUCAGACAGAGAGGUCUGUUGGUGGGAACUUAAUAGGACCAGGUCUUCUCAUCCUCAUCCUUGGGUAGUUUUCGGUGACUUUAACAUGACCCUCAGUUUGUCAGAAAGGAGUGGCCGCUCAGGUUCCAUCAAGGACAUAGAUACCUUCAAAAACCUUGUCGCUUCCCUUCAUCUCUCUGAUCUGCCUCUCAGUGGUAGAAAGUUCACAUGGUCUAACUACAGAUCAUCUCCUGUGCUACCAAGAUUCAUGGGGUUCUUUCUCUUCUCAUGGGUCUUCUCCUCUUACCCUUCCUUUCAAGAUCAAACUUAUCAAGAGAAGGAUGAAGUGGUGGAAAAAAAUUGCCUUAGAUCUCAAUUCCACCUUUAUGCUUCUCUAUCGGAGCAGAUUGAUGCUCUUAAUCUGUGUGAAGAAUCCAGAGCUCUAUCUUUGAUGGAAAUUCAGUCUAGGAGCUCAAUGAAAGAUCAACUCCUAGCGCUAGCUCAUGCUGAAGAAGUUAAAUGGAGACAAAGAUCCAGGAUUAAGUGGUUAAAAGAAGGAGAUAAUAAUACCAAAUUCUUCCACAAUUAUGCUUCCCAUAGAAGGAGAAAAAACUUCAUUCCUUAUCUUAUCAGUAAUGGUUCUAUCAUCUCAGAAGAUGUUGAGAUUAAAAGAUCUUUUUUUGAAUACUUUUCAAACAUCUUUCAGCAGCCACCUCAAUCCAGACUGAGCUUGAACUGGUCUGUUCUGUAUCCAGGAAUCAAUCCUGUUUUAUCAUCCUUAGAUCUCCCCUUCUCUUCUAAAGAAAUCAAAACAGCAGUUUUUAGUCUUCAUCCUGAUAAGUCUCCAGGGCCUGAUGAGACGGAUGUUACUGUUUUUUUCAAAAAGCUUUUCUCCAAUCCUCACUCUCUUCAAGAUAUCAACUUCUCUUAUAUCUGCCUCAUCCCAAAAAAAGAUGGUGCAACCUCUCCUUCAGAUUUUAGGCCAAUUAGCCUUUUGAAUAGCUCCUGUAAAAUUUUCUCUAAAAUCUUGGCUAAUAGGCUCUGUGGUGUUCUACAUUUACUUAUAGACCAAUCACAAUCCGCCUUCCAGAAAGGAAAGUCCUCCCUUGAUUCUAUCUUGCUAGCUCAGGAGAUGAUAAAUUUUUGCUCCUCUGCCAGAGGUUUCAGUAAUAGAUGGUGCAGCUGGAUACAUCAUAUUCUUUCUUCAUCUAAAUCAGCAGUUUUAGUCAAUGGCUCUCCUACAAAAUUUUUCCAUUGUCAUAGAGGUCUUAAGCAAGGAGACCCUCUCUCCCCUUUGCUUUUUCUUUUGGUUGCUGAUGUUCUUAAAAAAAUGAUCUCUUAUAGUGCUUCUGCUGGUGAUUUAUCCGAUCUUAAGCUGAAAGGGGAAUUGAACAAUAUUAGGAUGCUGCAGUUUGCUGAUGAUACUAUAGUCUUCUCUAGAGCAUCUUCAGAGGAUAUGAACACUUUAAAAGCCAUUCUUCUCAUUUUUGCAAACAUAUCAGGCCUGAGAGUGAAUUCCAAUAAAUCCUAUCUCUAUUACCUCGGCAGAUUUCCUGGCAGAAAGCAUCUCUUAGCUAGAGCUCUCAGUUGUUCAGUGGGAUCUCUUCCCUUCUCUUAUCUGGGUUUACCCCUUAAGAAGGGUUCCCUUUCUAGAAGAGAAUGGCAGCCUUUACUAGAUUCUUUUUCUAAAAAACUGUCUCUUUGGAAAAAUAAAAAUCUCUCCAUUGGAGGGCGUCUCACCUUGGUUAAUUCAGUUUUAUCAUCAAUCCCUCUCUAUUAUACCUCUUUCUUCAAACUGCCGAAAUGGUUGAUUCAUGAGAUUGACAAGUUAAGAAGGAACUUCCUUUGGAAUGGUAAUACCAAUGCAUCCAAAGCCAAAUGCCUGGUGGCAUGGAAGACUGUAUGUUUACCUAAAAAGGAGGGGGGGCUUGGUGUUAUCGAUCUGACAGUCUUUAAUCAAGCCCUCCUUUCAAAAUGGAUUUGGAAAAUUUUUGAUAGGGAUUCUAUUAUUUCCAAAGUGAUAUUUUCCUUAUACUCCAAAGAAGAUUCAAAUCCUGUUGUGCGGCACCCCAAGAUUCAAGCUUCUAAACUUCUCAAAUACCUCUUUUCCAUUCACCCAGCUUUCUUCAGUUUUGUGAGAUGGAAAGUGGGUAAUGGCAGAUCAUGCAGAUUUUGGCUAGAUAAAUGGUCUAGUCCUAAUUCUUUAGGCAGCCUUUUCCCAAAGGCUUUUAACCUGGCUUUUUCAAAAGAUUGUAAUUUAAGAUCUCAAGGAUAUAUGCUAAAUCAUGUAUGGCAUUGGCAUUUUACCCUCAGAAGAGGUAUCAGCCCAGAAGAGAGACAGGAAAUUCAGAAGCUCUAUUCUCACCUUGAGUCCUUCUCUGGUUCUUUCACCCUUUCUCCUGACAGUCUAUGGUGGCCUCUUCAAUCAUCAGGUAUUUUCACAGUGAAAUCCUUCUAUUCUGCUCUCAUCUCGGGAGGUAGCAAGUCAAGGGUUGGAUUGGGGGACCCUAGAUGUCCUUUUUGUGGUCUUGUUGUCGAAGAGCAGGAUCAUUUGUUUAUUUCUUGCUCUUUUGCUUCAUCCAUCUGGCUGACUCUUUUCCCAGGUUUUAAUGUAGCUUUGUGGCCUACUUCCAUGGAUAGCCUGAUUACCCCUACUGCUCCGCCCCUAAAUGACAGGGAUAUUGGCAUUAUCUGGAAUACGGUGCUCCCUUGCUGUUGCUGGUGUAUUUGGAACUGUCGUAACCAACUUAUCUUUAAAGAUAUCAUGUCUAAUCCAGAGAAUAUAGCUGCUAACGUUGCCAGAUAUACUCUUUUAUGGGCAGGUUCCAAGGAUGACAGACUUACAAGAAGGAUCCGCAGAGCUGCUCUCAAGUUACAAAUCCAAGAAAUUGCGAAGAAAAAAGCAGGUGCUGAUAUGGAUGAAAACUUCCUGGUUGAUUAA
This is a messenger RNA of Asparagus officinalis (garden asparagus), 3264 nucleotides long. RefSeq lists its product as uncharacterized. NCBI's taxonomy places the organism in Eukaryota, Viridiplantae, Streptophyta, Magnoliopsida, Asparagales, Asparagaceae. The transcript is spliced from 5 exons. The record is from RefSeq and is a predicted model, not a curated record. The coding region runs from base 1 to 3264 and encodes 1087 amino acids. Gene Ontology annotation, molecular function: catalytic activity.